This is a messenger RNA of Coregonus clupeaformis (lake whitefish), 1361 nucleotides long. Its product is annotated as apolipoprotein A-I. Gene Ontology annotation, cellular component: blood microparticle; extracellular region; chylomicron. The transcript has 4 exons. Gene Ontology annotation, biological process: high-density lipoprotein particle assembly; very-low-density lipoprotein particle remodeling; lipoprotein metabolic process. Bases 72 to 839 code for a protein of 255 amino acids. Gene Ontology annotation, molecular function: phosphatidylcholine-sterol O-acyltransferase activator activity; cholesterol binding; phospholipid binding. The record is from RefSeq and is a predicted model, not a curated record. NCBI's taxonomy places the organism in Eukaryota, Metazoa, Chordata, Actinopteri, Salmoniformes, Salmonidae.
CUGACACCUGCAGCAUACAGUACUACCAGAAACAAGGACACAAGCUCUCUCAAACAGCCUACAGCCCAGUCAUGAAGGUCUUAGUGGUGCUUGCUCUUGCUGUUUUCACUGGGUGCAGUGCCAAUGGUCUGUGGCAGGACCAGUCUCAGCAACAGCUGGACAUGGUGAAAGAUGCAUUCUGGGACUACGUCGCCAAGGCAACACUCACAGCUGAGGACACCCUGCAGAAGAUCCGACAGUCAGAGGUGGCACAAGAAGUCAACACCAUGGUCUCUGAGAGUGCUGAUGCUGUGAACCAGUACACCGUGGCCAUGCGUGGUCAGGUGACUCCUCUGACUCAGGACCUGCUGGCAAAGCUUUCCCAGGAGGCCGAGCAGCUGAAGGCUCGCCUGGAGAAGGAUCUGAGCACCAUGACAGCCAAGCUGCAGCCCUACUCUGACGAGUGGAACGCAGAUAUCCAGAGGCAGGUGGAGGAGCUGAAAAGGGACAUGACCACCUACGCAGAGGCCCUGGACUCUGAUGCCCUAAAGGCCACUCUACUCCAGAAGAGCGAGGAGAUGAAGGGAAGCCUGGAGAAGAGUGUGCAGCAGCUGCAGGCCCAGCUGGGCCCCUACACUGAGGAGCUGAAGCAGAAAAUGGACCAGAACCUGGAAGAGUUCAAAAAGAGCAUGAUUCCCCUGACCCAGAGCUUCCAGACCCAGCUGACCCAGAGAACCCAGGAGCUCCAGCAGAACCUGGCCCCCUAUGGAGAGGAGCUGAAGAAGCUGGACCCAUUGGCCCAGGAUCUGAAGACCCAACUGGCUGCUCUCUGGGACUCCUUCACCAAGAAGAUCCAGUAAUCAGACUGAUUUUACUUGAUCUAUUAGAACUGUGUACUGAUUAAUCAUUUUCCAUCAAAGUCCAAAAGGGGCAAUAUGUAAAUGUAGGUACCGCUAUUAUGUUGUUUCACUGUAUCAGUUAUGGGACUCUCCAUCUCCUGAUAAAGUUGUGUGUGAUCUGACGUCUGCAUGCAGAUCUGUGAGUGUGUGUGUGUGUGUCUCCAUACUGGCAGGCCUCUGGGAGAUCUACUGCCUCUCUAAUGUACUAAUAGUGUGAACAUCAAUAAUGCAAAAGGCCUAACGCUCCACUCUGGAAACACGCACACACACUCUGCCAGGAGAGGUAGAAGAAAUUGAGAAUUUGGAGGUGGAGAAUUUGUAAAAAAUUCUAAUAAUAACUACAAAGGCUGUUUAGACGCAGGGAUGAAUUCAACCAAACAUGCCUCAGUAAAGUUUGAAGAGUUUAAUUACAAAAUGCGAUAUAUCCAUUUUCAGAAAUGUUGGUAAAUUGACAUGAAUUAAAAAGAGAUAUUAUGAAAGAGA